Messenger RNA from Puccinia graminis f. sp. tritici CRL 75-36-700-3, 639 nucleotides. RefSeq lists its product as uncharacterized. The coding region runs from base 1 to 639 and encodes 212 amino acids. The record is from RefSeq and is a predicted model, not a curated record. The transcript has a single exon. Lineage: Eukaryota; Fungi; Basidiomycota; Pucciniomycetes; Pucciniales; Pucciniaceae.
AUGACAACUCGGUCCAAUCCAGAACCACUACUCCCUCUAACCAAUCCGGAGGCCAUCUUAAAAGAAGGACGUCGCCAAGCAAGAUUGGAAAAGGCUCUUAAACAAAAAACUCACGCAACUGGAACAAACAUCGGCGAUCUACCAGCUCUUCCGCCCUCGCCCACGAUGUCGGAAGCCCCGGAAUCAUUGAACAACGGGAAGCCGAUCACUCCAUUGUCGAUGGAUGAAUACCUGAAAGGACUGAUGAAACUGCAACAUCAGAGCAUCGAUCAGGCUAAUAUUGAUCGGAGCGCAGCCCUAGAGAGUUUAAAGUAUGAGCGGGAGCUCCGUCAAGCCGAUGCGGAUCGGAUCGCGAGAUUAGAAGAAGCGGUCCUCAAGAUGUCGAUUAAGCCAGACCCGGGAACAACCUCCAAUCAGGUCGAAAUGGGCCGCAUUGAUCUACAGAGAUUUCGAUUGUCAGAUGGACCCGUCUUCUCCGGUCCAUUUCAAGAUGUCGAACGCUUCAUCACUUGGAUUCGAAGCGUUCAAAUUUUUUUUGCUACAAAGGGCGUUAAGCAUGAAGACAACAAGAUACAGGUCAUCGGCAGUCUCAUUAGGGAGACUAAUAUGAUUGCUUUCUACGCCAGUGGAUUCAAAUGA